CAUCCAAUAUUCCAAUCCAUACAUCCUCCGCUCCCGACUCCCAGCCCAAGAAACAAUCUCGGAUCGGAUCAAUUCAAGGACGCCACCACCACCACCACCGGCUCCGUCGACGUGAAGAAGAUGGGGGAUGCCAACAAUGGCACGCUCGGGCGGCACCUGGCGCGCCGCCUCGUCCAGGUGGGCGUCCGCGACGUGUUCGCCGUGCCCGGCGACUUCAACCUGACGCUGCUGGACCACCUCAUCGCCGAGCCCGGGCUGCGCCUCGUCGGCUGCUGCAACGAGCUCAACGCCGGGUACGCCGCCGACGGGUACGCGCGCGCGCGGGGCGUGGGCGCCUGCGCCGUGACCUUCACCGUGGGCGGCCUGAGCGUGCUGAACGCCAUCGCCGGCGCCUACAGCGAGAACCUCCCCGUGAUCUGCAUGGUGGGCGGGCCCAACUCCAACGACUACGGCACCAACCGCAUCCUCCACCACACCAUCGGCCUCCCCGACUUCUCGCAGGAGCUGCGCUGCUUCCAGCCCGUGACCUGCCACCAGGCCGUCGUCAACAACCUCGACGAUGCGCACGAGCAGGUGGACAGGGCCAUCUCCACGGCGCUCAGGGAGAGCAAGCCAGUGUACCUGAGCGUCAGCUGCAACCUGCCGGGGCUGCCGCACCCGACAUUCACGAGAGACCCAGUACCAUACUUCCUGGCGCCCAGGCUGAGCAACCAGCUUGGCCUUGAGGCCGCCCUUGAGGCCACCGUGGCGUUCCUCGACAAGGCCGUCAAGCCGGUGAUGGUGGCCGGACCCAAGCUCCGCGUGGCCAAGGCCGGGGACGCCUUCGUGAAGCUGUCGGAGGCCAGCGGCUACGCGGUGGCGGCCAUGCCGUCGGCCAAGGGCAUGGUGCCCGAGACGCUGCCGCGCUUCCUGGGCACCUACUGGGGCGCCGUCAGCACGGCCUUCUGCGCCGAGAUCGUCGAGUCGGCGGACGCCUACCUCUUCGCCGGGCCCAUCUUCAACGACUACAGCUCGGUGGGCUACUCCUCCCUGCUCAGCAAGGACAAGGCGGUGGUGGUGCAGCCGGACCGCGUCACCGUCGGCAACGGCCCCACCUUCGGCUGCGUCAUGAUGGCGGAGUUCCUGUCGGAGCUGGCCGCCCGCGUGCGCCGCAACACCACCGCCUACGACAACUACCGGAGGAUCUUCGUGCCGGAGGGGCAGCCGCCGCAGUGCGAGCCCGGGGAGCCCCUGCGCGUCAACGUCCUCUUCAAGCACAUCCGGAGGAUGCUCACCGCCGACAGCGCCGUCAUGGCGGAGACGGGGGACUCGUGGUUCAACUGCCAGAAGCUCAGGCUGCCGGACGGCUGCGGGCUUGUGCUCUAUGGCUGCUGCAGGUACGAGUUCCAGAUGCAGUACGGGUCCAUCGGCUGGUCGGUGGGGGCGCUGCUUGGCUACGCGCAGGGCGCCACCGGCAAGCGCGUCAUCGCCUGCAUCGGGGACGGCAGCUUCCAGGUGACCGCUCAGGAUGUGUCGACGAUGCUCCGCUGCGAGCACAAGAGCAUCAUCUUCCUGAUCAACAACGGCGGCUACACGAUCGAGGUGGAGAUCCACGACGGGCCCUACAACGUGAUCAAGAACUGGAACUACACGGGGCUGGUGGACGCCAUCCACAACGGCGAGGGCAAGUGCUGGACGGCCAAGGUGACGUGCGAGGAGGAGCUCACGGCGGCCAUCGACACGGCCACGGGGGAGAAGAAGGACUGCCUCUGCUUCAUCGAGGUGGUGGCGCACAAGGACGACACCAGCAAGGAGCUCCUCGAGUGGGGAUCCAGGGUUUGCUCCGCAAACUCAAGGCCACCAAACCCGCAGUAGAUAGUUAGCUACGCAUAUUGUUAUUACUAUUUGGCAACCAGAUUUAUCCAUUGCUAUCCGCAUUAAUUCCUCUUCUGGAAAAUACUAGUUUGCUUUCAGAAAUAAAGUGCUGUCAUGGGCAGCAGAGGCGCAGUGCCCAGGCUUGAGAGUA
Messenger RNA from Panicum virgatum (switchgrass), 2005 nucleotides. Its product is annotated as pyruvate decarboxylase 2-like. The record is from RefSeq and is a predicted model, not a curated record. The coding region runs from base 121 to 1854 and encodes 577 amino acids. The transcript is spliced from 4 exons. NCBI's taxonomy places the organism in Eukaryota, Viridiplantae, Streptophyta, Magnoliopsida, Poales, Poaceae. Gene Ontology annotation, molecular function: thiamine pyrophosphate binding; magnesium ion binding; carboxy-lyase activity.